Messenger RNA from Cloeon dipterum, 1589 nucleotides. It is a transcript of the gene cpb, whose product is annotated as F-actin-capping protein subunit beta. Gene Ontology annotation, biological process: barbed-end actin filament capping; actin cytoskeleton organization; regulation of lamellipodium assembly. The transcript is spliced from 5 exons. Bases 304 to 1128 code for a protein of 274 amino acids. NCBI's taxonomy places the organism in Eukaryota, Metazoa, Arthropoda, Insecta, Ephemeroptera, Baetidae. Gene Ontology annotation, molecular function: actin filament binding. Gene Ontology annotation, cellular component: F-actin capping protein complex; cytoplasm. The record is from RefSeq and is a predicted model, not a curated record.
GGAGUAGGUUGGCGACACUUGCGGCUCUUGACAGCCAAAAAAGGGCGAGGACCUCGAGUUUAUUUGCAGAAGAUAGACAGCAGAUUUUUAUCGUGAAAUAGACAGGUUGCAUCUCGAGAUUGUGCCGAAUCUAAUUCGGCUCGUUCUCCGAACACUCGGACUCCUCAGCAUCCACACGACCAAAGACAGCGUGUUCCGAAUCUGCUGAUAAGCAGGGCGUCGGAAGAACAUUGAGGAAGUGGCAGGAGCCGAGAUAAGAAAAGAAGGCGUCCACGCUGGUCUACUGCCUCUAGGAUUGGCAUCAUGACGGAACAGCAGCUCGACUGCGCGCUCGACCUGAUGAGGCGCUUGCCUCCUCAGCAAAUCGAGAAGAACCUCAGCGACCUGAUCGACUUGGUGCCAAGCCUGUGCGAGGACCUAUUGUCCUCGGUCGACCAACCGCUGAAAAUCGCACAAGAUCGAGAAACGGGCCGGGACUACCUGCUGUGUGACUACAACAGAGAUGGUGACUCAUAUAGAUCACCUUGGAGCAACACGUACGAUCCUCCCUUGGAGGAUGGGUCCAUGCCCUCAGAGCUGCUGAGGAAACUUGAAAUCGACGCCAACCACGCAUUUGAUCAGUACCGUGACAUGUAUUUCGAGGGCGGUGUCUCUUCCGUCUACCUGUGGGACUUGGACCAUGGAUUUGCUGGUGUGAUUCUUAUUAAGAAGGCUGGAGAUGGUUCAAAGAAAAUCAAGGGGUGCUGGGACUCGAUACACGUAUUUGAGGUGCAGGAAAAGCCUGGAGGACGGUCUGCACACUACAAACUCACUUCCACUGCCAUGCUUUGGUUGCAAACCAACAAGCAGGGUUCUGGCACAAUGAAUCUGGGAGGAAGUCUUACUCGUCAGGUUGCUCAAGAUGCCACGGUGAGCGAAGCGUCACCACACAUUGCUAACAUCGGCCGCAUGGUUGAAGACAUGGAGAACAAGAUUAGAAAUACCCUGAACGAAAUUUACUUUGGCAAAACUAAGGAUAUUGUCAAUGGCCUGCGCUCGGUACAACCGCUCUCAGAGCAACGCCAACAGAACGCGCUGCGUCAGGAACUAGCAGAUGUAAUCAAAUCGCGCCAAGUCAAGGGAGAGUAACUAACCAAGUAAUCCUCAUUAAUAAUUUAAUUUUUGCAUACUGUUGUUUAUUCAUUUUUUGAUUUUGCCCUCCGCUUGGCCUUUCUAUAAUUGUACAUGGCAAUAUUUGGAUGCACUGACUGAUGACUUCCUGUUACUUUUCAAAGAGAACCCUUUUCGUGCAAAGAAUUAAAUCUAGGAUAGGCUUACAAACCUCGGCCACAAAGAUUUUGUGUACAUUAUCACCUCGGUGUUGAUACAAGGAACGGCCGAUUGAUUGGUGGUGGUAAUCGAAUUCCAUAAUGAAAAUAAAGUCCUCUCCAUGCCUUCAGUUAGGAGUGCGUUUAUCCAUUAUUUGUUUACGUUUGUAAGUUGAUCAUUAUACUUUAUAUAAUCUGGUGAAAAUGUAAUGUUACAGCCGAUUACAGUGUAACAAACUCUCCUCCAGAGAUAACAAUAAAUGAAUUUUUAUUACCAAAUUA